AUGCCCAAGAUAUCUGUGUGCAAGGCCUGCCCCGAUGAAUGUGAAUUAGCAUACCAUCUUAGUCUUUUGCGUAUUGAUGACCAUUCAGAGCAACUAGAAGAAGCAUCGCUUGCGCCGGUAUUCACGAGCCACUUGCUUGGUACUUGCCAAAGUUCAUCUGUGUCAAAUCGCACUGAAGCGGCUUCACAGUAUGCAUUACUAGCUGGGGUUACUGAAGCAAAUGGCUUAGAUCCUAAGAUUUAUGAAGACGGUAAAGCUUGGGGGAACGACCCGAGACUGUUUUUUAACGUUUCGUCUCCUUCCAGCACUUUUAUAUGUGGUUCUCAAGGCUCAGGAAAAAGUCAUACACUGUCAUGUAUUUUGGAAGGCUCUCUGAUCUCUUCAAAAGCGGGAAGACUUCCAAAGCCUCUCACAGCCGUUGUAUUCCACUAUGAUACUUUCAUUUCUGACGUUAACGGUUCUCCUUGUGAAGCGGCCUUUCUUGCUUCAAACCCCGACAUUAAGGUCAGAAUUCUUUGUGCUCCUACAAAUCUUCGAACCAUACAGGGAACAUACUCGCGAUUCAAAAGCAUCAAAGUGGAAGCUUUACAAAUAGACCAGUCCGAUCUAAACACCAAGCGUAUGCUAGAUCUAAUGGCUGUUGGUCAAGACAAUGGCCCUCUUCCAUUGUAUAUGCACACUGUCCAGAGGAUUCUUCGGGAAAUGCGACUCGAACAGCAAAAUCUUGGGUCAGGUUUUGAUUAUUCCGGGUUUAAGGGCAGAAUUCUUGAUUCUGGACUGACCACGGGCCAACUUGAGCCAUUGAAGCAACGUCUUGAUACUUUGGAGAGUUUCAUGCCCUCACAGCAAGUCUUUCCGACCACUGGAAAGACGCUCAAAGCGGAAAGAUGGGGCUCUGAUUGGAUGCCACAAUACAUGGACAAUUCUGUUGAAGCACGAUCUUUCACCGAAACUCUCCUCUCCACCGUGAGACUGCAGCGACAUCUUGGGAUCCGCAUUGUGAUCUCCACACAAGAGCCGACUAUAUCGACCGCUCUCCUUGGCCUUUGCUCUGUCACCAUUGUACAUCGUUUCUCAUCCCCGGAUUGGCUUCAUUCUUUGAAGAAACACAUAGCGGGCGUCUCUAUGGGUGAGGGAAUUUGCAGGGAGUCAAGUGCGCAUGAAAUGUCAUUGUUUGAAAAGAUAGUCCGUCUUCGCGUGGGUGAGGCUUUGCUUUUCUCCCCUGGUGCUGUGAUCAGCAUCCCAACAAGAAGCGGCAUGGAAGAUUUAAGUAAGAAAUUAGGACCUGGGUAUCUGGAAGUGAAGAUCCGAAGCAGACUGACUGAAGACGGUGGGAGAAGCGUUAUUUCUUGA
Messenger RNA from Penicillium angulare, 1353 nucleotides. RefSeq lists its product as uncharacterized. The coding region runs from base 1 to 1353 and encodes 450 amino acids. Lineage: Eukaryota; Fungi; Ascomycota; Eurotiomycetes; Eurotiales; Aspergillaceae. The transcript is spliced from 4 exons. The record is from RefSeq and is a predicted model, not a curated record.